Botrytis fragariae is the source of this 276-nucleotide messenger RNA. RefSeq lists its product as uncharacterized. The coding region runs from base 1 to 276 and encodes 91 amino acids. The transcript has 2 exons. The record is from RefSeq and is a predicted model, not a curated record. NCBI's taxonomy places the organism in Eukaryota, Fungi, Ascomycota, Leotiomycetes, Helotiales, Sclerotiniaceae.
AUGCUUAUGUGUGACUUGGCUGUGAAGAAAACGAAUAAUUUUAUGGAAGGCGCAGCAUCUUUAAACGAGCACAGUGAUUUCUCUUCACAGUCUUUACGGUUUCUGUCGAAAACCAAAAAUCAAGUUUGCAAUCUAUGCACUGCCCUUUUCUUGAAGCCUUCCGGGAAGAAUAUAGGACCGACGAGGCUGUUAACGAGUUCUACCAGUGUCAAACUCUCAGAUUCACUUCAAUGGCGCAUCGCUAGCAUAUUAUAUCUUGAAUGUCUAGCAAUAUAG